AUGUCCGAGUCAUUGGAUCCUCAGAGUCAGCACGAUGACCCCGAAGCCCUCACCCGCGAAAAGACCUCGGAGAUUCCUUUCGUCAUGGUGGUGGCCAUGGCCCAAUUCAUGACCCAGGUUGGUCUCUGCAUGUCAAUUGCCCCGGUCUAUCGCAUCGCCCACAGCUUCAAUACCUCCAACUUGGGGGAGCUUAGCUGGUUCGCGGCCGCAUACAGCUUGACUGUGGGCACUUUCAUUCUCGUCGCAGGUCGAUUUGGCGAUGUCUAUGGUCACAAGCUCAUGUUCAUUAUCGGGUUUGCCUGGUUCGGGCUGUGGUCACUCCUGGCUGGGUUCAGUGUUUGGUCCGGUCAAACCUUUUUCGACUGCUGCCGGGCCCUUCAGGGCAUUGGUCCGGCCAUACUCUUGCCCAAUGCGCUGGCCAUCUUGGGUCGAACUUAUCCUCCUGGUCCACGAAAGGGGAUGGUGUUUUGCUUCUUCGGAGCAACCGCACCAAACGGGUUUAUUGUUGGGGGUGUCUUCUCGUCCCUGCUAGCCCAGAAGGUCUGGUGGCCCUGGGCCUACUGGAUCAUGGCGAUUGUGUGCUUUCUUUUGGCUUUCCUUGGUAUCAUGAUCAUUCCGCAAGAGUCACGGCCCAAGUUCACCGAUGAUCUUUCACCCUGGAUCCGACUAGACCUCUUGGGCGCGGCUACCGGCAUCUCAGCCCUAGUGCUGAUUAACUUCGCCUGGAAUCAAGCGGCUCUGGUCGGUUGGCCAACGCCAUACACCUAUGUUCUACUCAUCGUUGGCUUCAUCCUACUCGCCAUCUUUGGUCUCAUCGAACGCACCGCGAAAUGCCCCCUCCUACCCCGGUCCAUCUUCACAGGCGACCUAGCCUGGGUGUUAGGCUGCAUAGCCGCAGGCUGGUCCAGUUUCGGCAUCGUUAUCUACUACUUCUUUCAAUUCAUGGAAGUUAUCAAGGGCGAUAGUCCUCUGCUCGCCACGACGAAAUGGGUGGCCGCAGGGCCAUCCGGUGCCAUCGCAGCCCUGGUUACCGGUUUCUUACUCGGUCGUACUCCUCCAAGCGUCAUCAUGUUCUGUGCCAUGCUUGCUUUCACAGCAGGUUUAACUAUCUUCGCCACGGUCCCGGUUCAUCAGACCUUUUGGGCGCAGGCUUUCGUCACAUCGUUGAUCACUUCUUGGGGGAUGGACAUGUCUUUCCCGUCCGGGACUCUUAUUCUCAGUAACGCCAUGCCUCGCGAGCAUCAAGGUCUGGCCGGUUCACUCGUCAGCACUACCGUCAACUACUCUAUUUCACUUGGACUGGGAUUUGCCGGGACCGUGGAGUCUAAUGUUAAUAAUGGGGGUCGUGUUGUACUCUGA
This is a messenger RNA of Aspergillus glaucus CBS 516.65, 1359 nucleotides long. Its product is annotated as MFS transporter. The coding region runs from base 1 to 1359 and encodes 452 amino acids. Gene Ontology annotation, cellular component: membrane. Gene Ontology annotation, molecular function: transmembrane transporter activity. Gene Ontology annotation, biological process: transmembrane transport. NCBI's taxonomy places the organism in Eukaryota, Fungi, Ascomycota, Eurotiomycetes, Eurotiales, Aspergillaceae. The transcript is spliced from 3 exons. The record is from RefSeq and is a predicted model, not a curated record.